This is a messenger RNA of Aplysia californica (California sea hare), 1879 nucleotides long. Its product is annotated as serine/threonine-protein kinase fray2. The record is from RefSeq and is a predicted model, not a curated record. The transcript is spliced from 4 exons. The coding region runs from base 226 to 1227 and encodes 333 amino acids. NCBI's taxonomy places the organism in Eukaryota, Metazoa, Mollusca, Gastropoda, Aplysiida, Aplysiidae.
GGUUAAGAAAGGUUAGACGUUGAUGAGAAACCGGUAGCCGGAUCUAGUCCUCUAAAUAAAGUAACCUCUCGUUCCUUAGGUCAGUUCAUAAAACGAUGCCUAACUGAACUGUGCUUGUGGUGAGAAAGGGUAAAAGAGAAAGGACAGCAGUUGGGGCCAGAGAUUUUCAGCUCAAGCGAUCUUCUCCGGUACGCCUACUUAUCGGACUGGAAGCAGACGCUCCAGAUGAUGAAGUGCUUCGACUUGUUGAGUGUUUUGUUGGUGGUGACGCUGUUUGCCUCGGUGGCCCCCGCCGUUCUGUCACGUGACAAUGUUCUGACAGCUCUGGGUUUGUCCAAGGAGAAGGGAGACAUCUCCUGGGAGAACCACCUUGACCAGGGUGUGGUUCAGUCGACUGACGAUGGGGACGAUGACGAAGACUCUAACGAUGACGACUUGGCGAUUCUUGACGCCUUGAGGCAGAUUGUGUCCGAGAAGGAAGAAGAUGAACUCCUGGAACAGUUGGAAAACCAGCUUGCAAAUCUAGAUGGAGAGACGGACAACGGCGAAGAUGUUUUGCCCAAGCACCGAACCGCCCGCUCUACAAGGUCAAGGACUAGCUCAAGAACAAGUAGCUCCAGAACAAGACAACGGUCAAGAUCAAGAUCAAGAUCAAGAGACAGGAGGCGAGAUAGAUCUAGAAGCAGAGACAGAGCCAGAGAUAGAGCCAGGGAUAGAACCAGAGAAAGAAGCAGAGAAAGAAACAGGGACCGAUCGAGGACAAGCACCAGAUACAGGUCACCAUUGAGAGAAAGGCUGCAUUCACGUUCUGAGCUACGGUACCAGGUCAGGGGAAGGUCUGGGCUAAUAUCUCGUCAGGGGAUGAGGAUUAGAGACACACAACGUGUGACCAACGUCCUGGAGCCUGCUACUACAGGAGCCCUCAGCGAAAACGCUCAAGGUCGCUUGACUCAACAGUACCAUAAGAACGGGAAUUUCCAAACCGCCUUGAACGACUUCAACGCCAUGCAACCCUCUAACAUUAGGGAAGUAACAAAUCCGACAAACGGUAUUCGUAACCGAAUAGGCACUCUGCCUGACGGGAGGACGGUCAUUGCACGAGAUGGCAGUUCAGGCGAAGGUCACCCCACUCUUGAGAUCCAGGACUACACGGACAGUUCAAGACGAAACCAGUACUACAUAAAAGUUAGGUACAACUCUGGCGGUUCAAAUACAGGAGGAGCCUAGUUGGCAGCCAAGAGUUGAUCGGUGUGAACACUUUUAGUUUUAAUACGAGUUUUUACGCCGCUUGGAAGAAAAAUAGGUCAUGAUUACAGGUGUUGCUAAAAAGUAACAUACAAAGAAAAGAAGGGUCCGAGGACAGAUGAGGACGAUAGAUGUAAGAAGGGGCAAACCACACCAGACUACAGGACAACCAAAGAUGGUGAUUUAUUGCAUGGAUUACGUAGUAUAAAAACAGAACUAGACUUCCAGGUGUUCGUCGGUGUGUUGCAGUGGUCUUUUAGUUACACACAAACACACACACACACACAAAUACACACACACACACACACACACACACACACACACACACAUUCACGCACACACACACACACACUCACACACUUUAACCAUAACCACUGGACAAAGCAAAAACUGUAAAACCCUACAGUUCUGUGAACUUACAAGACAAUAAUUAACUGACUGAAAUCCACUCAAGCUCAUUUAUGACCUUACGCUGUUUCUUCUGCCAUAACAUUUUUCCACACUGGCGUGAAAGAGGCACUUUAUAGGGAAAUUCAGUCUGUGUCAUACUGUAAAGAUUGCGAGCAGUAGCCUUUCGCUCCUGUCAGAAAUGUUCAUCCGUAUAUUAUGAUUAAAGUGUUCUUUGAAACUGCAA